Macadamia integrifolia is the source of this 1786-nucleotide messenger RNA. Its product is annotated as glutamate dehydrogenase 2. Bases 281 to 1516 code for a protein of 411 amino acids. Gene Ontology annotation, biological process: L-glutamate catabolic process. NCBI's taxonomy places the organism in Eukaryota, Viridiplantae, Streptophyta, Magnoliopsida, Proteales, Proteaceae. Gene Ontology annotation, cellular component: mitochondrion. The record is from RefSeq and is a predicted model, not a curated record. The transcript has 9 exons. Gene Ontology annotation, molecular function: L-glutamate dehydrogenase (NAD+) activity.
GGAAAAGUUAGAGAAAAGUCAUUGCCUUUAAUGCUUCAAACUGAGCUCUGCUUUGCUCCACAGAUCACAGCUUCUAUCUUCACCUCUCUUUCUCUCACUCUUUCUAGUGUCAGAUUCCAUUUUUACAUUAACCAUGAAUACUAUAUUCUAAUCCUUUACCUCUUCUUAAAUCUAUAAAUACCCAUCUCGCCUUCUCGCCUUCCCACCUUCUCACCUUCUCUUUUUGUCAUCUUUGUUUUUCCGUUUCUGGGUAUUUUUUAUUUCAUUGGUUUAUAUAACGAUGAACGCUCUUGCUGCAACAAACCGUAACUUCCGCCAUGCUGCUCGUAUUCUUGGAUUGGAUUCGAAGCUCGAAAAAAGUCUUCUGAUCCCCUUUAGAGAAAUUAAAGUUGAAUGCACGAUUCCCAAAGACGAUGGAACUCUGGUUUCGUAUGUUGGAUUUAGAGUUCAACAUGAUAACGCUCGUGGGCCGAUGAAAGGAGGGAUCCGAUACCAUCCCGAGGUUGACCCCGAUGAGGUAAAUGCUCUGGCUCAAUUAAUGACAUGGAAGACUGCUGUAGCAGACAUUCCAUAUGGUGGAGCAAAAGGUGGGAUUGGGUGUUCCCCAAGGGACCUCAGUAACAGCGAGUUGGAACGUCUCACUCGUGUCUUCACUCAGAAGAUCCAUGAUCUUAUUGGAAUUCACACUGAUGUUCCUGCUCCUGACAUGGGAACUAAUGCACAGACAAUGGCUUGGAUUUUGGAUGAAUACUCAAAAUUUCAUGGUCAUUCACCAGCUGUUGUAACAGGGAAGCCUAUAGAUCUUGGUGGAUCACUUGGUAGAGAGGCUGCAACUGGACGAGGUGUUGUUUUUGCUACAGAGGCUCUGCUUGCUGAAUAUGGGAAGUCCAUUCCAGAGAUGAGAUUUGUUAUCCAGGGUUUUGGUAAUGUGGGAUCAUGGGCAGCAAAGCUCAUUCAUGAGAGAGGUGGCAAGGUUGUUGCUGUGAGUGAUAUUACUGGUGCCAUAAAAAAUCAAAAUGGGCUUGAUAUCCCUGCUUUGCUGAAACAUAAAAAUGACUCUGGAAGUUUAAAGGAUUUCCAAGGUGGAGAUGUGAUGGAUAUGAACGAAUUGCUUGUGCAUGAUUGUGAUGUUCUUAUCCCAUGUGCUCUAGGUGGUGUCCUUAACAGGGAAAAUGCAGCAGACGUGAAGGCCAAGUUCAUAAUUGAAGCUGCAAAUCACCCGACUGAUCCUGAAGCAGAUGAGAUUUUAUCCAAGAAAGGUGUUAUCAUACUACCUGAUAUUUAUGCUAAUGCUGGGGGUGUGACUGUGAGCUAUUUUGAGUGGGUUCAGAACAUUCAAGGUUUUAUGUGGGAGGAAGAGAAGGUGAAUGAUGAACUGAAGAGGUACAUGACAAAGGCUUUCCGUGACAUCAAAGCAAUGUGCAAGACCAAUGACUGCAACCUCCGCAUGGGUGCCUUCACAUUGGGGGUGAAUCGGGUUGCGAGAGCGACAAUUCUUCGGGGUUGGGAAGCAUAGAACAUUUUUUUUGGUUCUAGCUGAAGAAAGGAAAUUCAUAGUUCUCAUUCUUGCUAUAGAUUUUUUUUUUUUUUUUUUUUUUUUUUUUGAGUGUGGUGGGGAAGCUUUAGAAGUUCUCCUAUUUCUUUAUGUUUCUUCCUUACUAGGCAUGACCCUCAACAUAGAGCAAUUUGAUGUAUCGAUGGGAGCAUUCAUUGUAUUACAAUUCAAGCUGACAAGGCACCCAAUCAACAAAUGAAAAUAAAACUUUUCAAAGUGAGUUUGAGCUUA